Messenger RNA from Stegastes partitus (bicolor damselfish), 6340 nucleotides. It is a transcript of the gene pip4k2aa, whose product is annotated as phosphatidylinositol-5-phosphate 4-kinase, type II, alpha a. The record is from RefSeq and is a predicted model, not a curated record. Gene Ontology annotation, biological process: phosphatidylinositol phosphate biosynthetic process. Gene Ontology annotation, cellular component: plasma membrane. The transcript is spliced from 10 exons. Gene Ontology annotation, molecular function: 1-phosphatidylinositol-5-phosphate 4-kinase activity; 1-phosphatidylinositol-4-phosphate 5-kinase activity. The coding region runs from base 883 to 2097 and encodes 404 amino acids. Lineage: Eukaryota; Metazoa; Chordata; Actinopteri; Pomacentridae.
GCGGCACACAUGAACAUCAGUGCUGCAAGCGGAGUUGACCACCCGUUGAUUUUACGUCGAAAUAUCUGCUUCUCGGUGUUUUAAUUCAAGCAGGGCAAGGACAUGACAGGAUAACACCCCUGUCAUCUCCACGGACUAACUCACAAACGCGUAGGAGGAGGGCUGAGUCGCUUGCUAGUUUUGAGCAUCUAGCUAAUGGUAGUAGUUAGCUUGCAGGCUAACGGUAGCUAGCUGGUGAGCGGUGUCCCGUUCUGCUUUGUGCCGUCAUUUGGCUAACUACACUGCUGACUCGCUAACGAAGGUCGGAGGGACUAAUGUUAGCUGGUAAAGCGUUUAGUUAGCCACUCAGCAACAUUAACGUGUCAUUUUAGUAAUUUCUUUUAAGACUGCACAUUCACUCGCUUCUCAUUUGUCAGUGGGUUUCGCGUUUUUUCCUGUUUUCUACGUUUAUUUAUUUUUACGAAAUUUUUUUUCGCUUGCUGCUCGCUAGCUAGCCAACUCCUCGGCUAUGCUAGCGCCAGCUCAGUGAGGACCUCACAUCGCAGGGGUGCGGAGAGCUCCAGCCGAGUCAAGGAAGGAAGACUUAUGAUGUGGGCUGGGGGAAGAGGAGGACUGUUAGGUGUAGGAGAGCAGCAGUAUUAGCUUAAGCACAGCGUAUUUUCUCACAUUAGUCCUUGUCGAGGUUGGGCCAUCGCGUCAGUCAAAGCUGUGUGUGGGACGCUGAAUGAAGAAAAGAAUUGGGGCACUUUGAUUUGCGAGCUGGCUAAAUGAAUAGUAUUGAUAUCGCCGAAUCGUGAGCUGGUGGCCGGUGUGCCAGCUUCAAGGGAAGACACUGCCAGGAUUAUCGCAGAGACUGCAACAACCAGCCAGAUUGCUUGAGAGAUGGCUUCGGCGAGCAGCAUUGCCGCAUCAAUUGCGAGCAAAACGAAGACCAAGAAAAAACACUUCGUUGCUCAGAAAGUGAAGCUCUUCCGUGCCAGCGACCCUCUGCUCAGCGUGGUUAUGUGGGGAGUCAACCAUUCGAUAAAUGAGUUAAGCCAUGUUCAGAUUCCCAUCAUGCUCAUGCCAGACGACUUCAAGGCCUAUUCUAAGAUUAAAGUGGACAACCACCUCUUCAACAAGGAGAACAUGCCCAGCCAUUUCAAGUUCAAGGAGUACUGCCCUCUGGUGUUUCGAAACCUCAGAGAGAGGUUUGGCAUCGAUGAUCAGGACUUCUUGAAUUCCUUGACACGCAGCGCUCCUUUGAACAGUGAGGCCCAGGGACGCAGUGGGGCCCGCUUCCAUACCUCUUACGACAAGCGCUACGUCAUCAAGACCAUCAGCAGUGAGGAUGUGGCCGAAAUGCAUAACAUUCUAAAGAAAUACCAUCAGUUCAUCGUGGAGUGCCAUGGCAACACGCUGCUGCCUCAGUUUCUGGGGAUGUACCGGCUCACAGUGGAUGGAGAUGAGACCUACAUGAUUGUUACACGCAAUGUUUUCUCCCACCGCCUUUCCGUCUACAAAAAAUAUGAUCUCAAGGGUUCCACUGUGGCAAGAGAGGCCAGUGACAAGGAGAAGGCCAAGGAGCUGCCCACCUACAAGGACAAUGACUUCAUCAACGAUGGGCAGAAGAUCUACAUUGACGGGGAGAACAAGAAAAUGUUCCUGGAGAAGCUCAGGAAAGACGUGGAGUUCCUUGCCCAGCUGAAGCUCAUGGACUACAGUCUGCUGGUGGGGAUCCACGACGUUGAGCGAGCCGAGCAGGAGGACGUGGAGAGCGAGGACAACGAGGCCGAGGAGGAGGGCGAGAGCGACGGAGGAGGCAUCGGGACGCCCCCCGACAGUCCCAGCAACACCCUGGACAGCACCAAGCCUCUGUCACCAGGGGAGUUUGACCCCGCCAUUGACGUCUAUGCCAUCAAAAGCAACGACAGUGCUCCCAGGAAGGAGGUUUACUUCAUGGCUGUCAUUGACAUCCUACAGCAUUACGAUGCCAAGAAGAAAGCUGCCCACGCCGCCAAGACUGUCAAACAUGGGGCUGGAGCAGAGAUCUCUACGGUGAACCCAGAGCAGUACUCCAAGAGGUUUUAUGAUUUCAUCACCACUAUCCUGUCAUAGCCUCCAGGAGCGUCAGGGGCACAGGGGCACAUGGGAAGGGGAGGGCAAGCGGGGAGUAGGGUGGAGAUGAAAUGUGACGGAGAGGAAAACCAUCGAGAGGCUGCAUUAAUAAGGUGCUGUGAUGGCUUUGUGUCGCUCUCCCUCAUCCAUUCUCCUCUUUCCUCCCUGUUUGUUCCCCUCUCUUUCAGUGGGGUGCCACACUCUGCAGCUAAAAAAAAAGAAAAAAAACAAACAUCAUUCGUUUACAUUUAACCUCUCCUCUGUUGAGUUCUGUUCAUGUGUUACUUUGGAUGAUAAGGGUGUUAAAAGCAAGUGUCCAAGUCAUUACGUUUUUCAUAUAAUUUGUUGUUGUUUAUGUGGGAAUAUGGCUUUUUUUUUUUUUAAUUGCCUCUGACAUCCAGCACCCUGCAUUUUGUUUGUACUUGUCUUUUACUUUUGACGUUGAGGGGGAGGUGGGGGAGGGUGUGACGUGUGUAGUGUGAGGACAAGCGGAGUGUAGAGGUCUGAUUACAGUGCAGAUCGAGGUCCCCCCCUUGCAAAGAGAAAGCUUGAGCGGGAUGUAAAGAUCAAGUCUAUGUUGAGCCUCGCCUAAUGCAAUUGCUUCAUUUCAGGAAGUAGGAAGCAGUCUUCCAAUUGGCCAACAGCCGGACCCACACCUAAAUGCUAUACUCAGCCAAACAAACCUUCCCAUCUGGGUUCCUCCUCCACCCUUUAGACGCCUCCCCCUUCCCUCCUGUUCUUUCGUGUACAGUAAUCGAAUAGAGCUUCUGGGUUAUUCUCUUGCCACAUGCUCCAACGCUUCUCUUUAGCUGACAUGAGUUCACGUGUAGUAAAUUAUAACGCUUGUUCCCAGCACUAAUUACACCUCAGUGUCUGUCAGCGCUUUGUCCCUUUUGUGCUGCACAGCAAUUAAGAAUGUUAAAGGGAAGGAUAUGCAUCUUAAAAACGAGAAGACGAGGGAAUGAACAUACUGCUUCCCUUUACUGUCGUUCUCUCUGAAUAUGUUUGGUUUCUGUUCUGUGGCAGAGAAUGGCCCAGAAGUGACGUGUGGCUGCUUUCGAGUCACUCCUCAUGAUAAAAUCUUCGUACAGGGUGUCAGACUGAAACAUCAAAAGCCCUUAACUUUCUGUUGCCAUCAGCACCUUAUGAGUAAAAUCAAAAAAAUGUUGCACUUUUAUUUGUUGUUAGAGGUUAGGAGCUCUUAUUCUGUUACAUGCGCAGCAACAAAGAGGAAAAAGAAGCUCGACUAGAAUUGAAUCUUAGAAGCCUGAUCUCAAAUCCCGUCUCCUCCAUGCGUGGGUUUCUUUUUACAGGGAUUGGUCGGGGAGAAUUUACUGCAAUAUUAGGUAGUGGAAAAGGUGGAUUAGUCCUUUUUGUAAAAAACGAACCGUUCCAAUCCUUUAAGAAGUGCUCUGUGGCGGUGGUGGGGUUUGGAAUCAGGCAACAGUAUGACAGAAGACGGUUUACCUCCAGCAUCGUACCAGCACGCACCCAGUGAUGGCGACCGGUGCGUGUGUCAGUGUUCAAAAGUCGUAAAGGGGGAGAGGAGAGGGGAGGUUGGGUAGAGUAGCUUAGAGACGUAAAGACAAGUGUUGUUAAGUCAUUAACACCAACAGCAUCGUUCUCUAACCUCGGCUGUGACUCUGUUACUCAUCGUUGUUUGUGUUAUUCUUGACUUUUUUUUAAAAGGUGGAUUAUAUGUUUUGAAUUUGGCGGUUUUAUGAAUUGAUUUUUUUUUUUUCUGUUUGAGUUUUUGUCGUUUUGUUUUUGUUUUUUUUGUAUAUUUUGCACAAGAGGAAAGGAACCAAAUGUUACGAAUACGAUCCCAAUUAGUCGAUAAUGGUCUUAACAAGGGAAAUGCAAUAUACUUGUAUGUGAGUGAGAAAAGUUGUUUUUUUGCGUGUGACGUUGUGUAUCACUUCUGGAUAACCGACUAAAAUAAGUAAAAGUCGUCCUUCUUGACUAUUCUAACCCAUGCAAAAAGCUUCCAUCACGAUAUGUUUGUUUAGAUAUCAUAGAUUAUAUUCACAUUUAUAUUUUUACAUUGGAUUUUAGUCAUGAAAUAUAGUUGUAUUUAAAAAAAACAAAACAAAUGGAGCCACCCUUCGGAAUGAAUGAUGGUGCUGUGGUAUAUGAAGAAUGAUACUGCUUGAAUUUUUACAAUUUAUAGAUGUACUUAAAACUUAAAAAAAAAAAAAAAAUGGGAAAAAAAAAAAUUUGCAUGUCACAGGACUAAGUUUCCUUUCCCCCCUCUCUAGUCUGUGUUGUUGGCUGUUCAGGUUCUCUUUGUGCCCCUACACUUUAACCAGAUUUGUGAGCUGUUCGGUGUGUAAAAUAGACCCUACCAUGCUUUAAAUAACUGUGUUUCAUUGUAUACACUGUGCAAGAUGUGUGCCUUUAUACUCCAAAAUUAUUUAAUUUUAUAUUUUGUAAUCUUUUUUUAAAACAAAGGUAAAAGGUUAUUUUAAUAAUAGGGUGUUUACGUAUUAUUUGCAACCUUAUUUUCAACCCCUCGCUCAACCUUCUCCCACUUUGCAAACGCCUCUGUAUUUGUUUCAGUCAUUUGAACAAAAACCAUUCCAAGGAUUGUGUUUUAACAUGGGGGGAGGGGGGGAGAAAAAAAAAAAAAAGCAAAUACUUGUCUAAUAUUUGAAGACGGUGGAUCGGAUUCUGUACAUUUACAUCCACCGUCCUGACUAUUCAGUGUGCACAGGCAUCCUUUUCCCCUCCCCUCGGACUGGAGGCGGUGUCUGCUUGUAUUAAUCCUUUGUUGGUUCGCGCUGGUCCUGCCUUUAUAAAGAAUGUGUGCGUGGAAGUGCAUUGUGGAGUGCGUGUCGUGACUGUGUUUUGUCGUGCUCGUCCCUUUCUAACUGGCGGCGUAACUCACCUCAGGAGUCCGUCGGCAUUUCAUGAAAUUCACAACUACCCAUGCGGUCACAUUUCAAGAUGUGAUGUUUCUUUUUUUUAAUUUUUUCGUUAAGUGUUCGUCCCAUAUUUCACUUAACUUCGACGUACUGUUUAUUUCUGAAACCAUGUUUUUUUUUCUUGCUUCCCGCCCUCCAUGUUUUUUUAUUUUGUGUGUAACCCAGAUCACCUGCUUGUAAUCAGGGACUUUAUCAUCUGAUCGUUCAACCCCGAGUCAGUGCUUAGUGGAUAUUUCCGUGUUCUUUCACUGUAGAUGGGCUGUUUUGUUUCUGUUGUCACAUGAUGUACAUAGGUCAUGUCAUAAAGAAAAACGGGGAAUGAGGGAACACAAUCAUCUUCCAGUCUGCUUUGCUCUGUUCGGCUCUUUCCUUGUUGCAGGUGGAGACAGCAGAGCAGUGCAUACUGAGUGAGGUUUUUGUUGUUUUUUUUGUUUUUUAAUGUUUGGGAAUAGUAACUCUGGAUCUAAGAAAGGAAACGGUGAAGCCAGACUUUAACAGAUGCAAAUUAAAGAUGACAAUAACACACACAUGCCCUGCUGCUGUACCUUGAAAUGAAUAAGUCCUCGCUUUUGUGACUUUCUCUCAUGAAUGAACUUUAUCGCCCAUCAGUUAACCUGCUGCCACCGUUAACUUGCCAAAAGCAGUCAGAACUACCCCCAUAUGAGCUUGAAGAACAUUGUGUAUCGUAUAAUGUGUAUGUUUAUUCUGUUUUUUGUUGUUUUUUUCUUUGUGGUAGAUGGAGUGAGGUGUGCAGUGCUCAUAUGUGAACAUGUUGGAAGUUAUGGGAAAAACAGGCCUGUGUUUAUGUGGUUUAUCAAAUGUUAAGGGAAAACUAGGUUACAAAUGCGAAUGACCGGAGGCCGGGGACAAUCCGCAGAGGUGGGACUGAUUUCUUUGGCUUUAGAAUUCUAAAAAAAAAAAAUCAGCAAAGCUUUUUGGACAUUUCCAAAGUUCUUAAAAAAAAAUAGUUGAAUUCAGUGAAGCGGCACACAGAAGUCAAACAAGCCAGAGAGCAGAAGCACCACCAGCCUGCAGGAUGUGCUUCGGUCUCCCAACAGCCCCCAACUGCUUCUAGACUCCAACUAAAAGACUUAAAGCAUUGGUUGAAGCAUUACUGUGUGCGUAUGUGUGUGAGCGUGUGUGUUUAUUGCUGUCUGACAAUGGUUGGUGAGAGUUUCCCUUUCAGUGGCAGAAAGGCCAAAAUGAUGUUGUAUGUUUAUUGUUCUUCACAUUUAAUGAUGAUGAUAAUAAUAAUAAUACACUCCAUUCCAUAAGCGUUCACUCAAACCAAUUAAAGCACUUGUUCUGCUUAACUCAAA